Messenger RNA from Ceratina calcarata, 2294 nucleotides. Its product is annotated as pancreatic triacylglycerol lipase. The transcript has 10 exons. Gene Ontology annotation, molecular function: triacylglycerol lipase activity; serine hydrolase activity. NCBI's taxonomy places the organism in Eukaryota, Metazoa, Arthropoda, Insecta, Hymenoptera, Apidae. Bases 4 to 1710 code for a protein of 568 amino acids. The record is from RefSeq and is a predicted model, not a curated record. Gene Ontology annotation, biological process: lipid catabolic process.
CGGAUGUUUGUUUCUCGAAGAAUGAGGAGGAAGAAGCAAGGCGUCGUCGAGGGCGAAGGGGCGUGGGCGAGGAUUCUGCUGCUCGUCGCAUUAGCUCCUGUUAUCUGCUCCGCCGGAAUCCUGGACCCUUGGCAAUGGGCGCGUAGCGAUCGAAUCGAGGUCAACAUACCUUGGCUGCCGUUCGAGAACGAGACGAGGUGCUACGACGAGCUGGGCUGUCUUAAUAUAACCAGGAGCUGGUAUCACCUCAUCCACAGGCCAUUAAACGUCUUCCCUCUGCCAAGGGAAGUGAUCAACACGAGAUUCAUAUUGUACACAAAAGAAAAUCCCACCGAAGGUCAGGUGUUGAUAGUAGCUAAAGACAAGUCGAUCAAGCGAUCAUACUUUAGUCCUAAGAGGAAAACGAAGUUCAUUAUUCACGGUUUCAUAGACACACCCCUCAGCAAUUGGGUGAAGGAAAUGAGGAACGAGCUGCUGAAGCACGACGAUUAUAACGUGAUCAUAGUCGACUGGGCUGGGGGCAGUCUGCCACUGUACACUCAGGCCACUGCGAACACUCGACUGGUGGGCCUCGAAAUAGCUCAUCUGAUCAAACACCUGCAGAACAAUUACGGAUUGGACACCAACGACGUCCACCUGAUCGGUCACAGCUUGGGUGCUCAUACGGCCGGAUAUGCAGGUGAAAAGUUGAACGGGAACAUCGGCAGGAUCACAGGACUGGAUCCAGCUGAGCCUUAUUUCCAGGGAAUGCCCAGCCACCUCAGACUGGACUACACCGACGCGAAACUGGUCGAUGUCAUUCACACAGAUGGCAAAAGCAUAUUCCUAUUAGGGCUUCCAGGAUACGGGAUGAGUCAGCCAUGCGGUCACCUGGAUUUCUACCCUAACAACGGGAAGGAACAACCGGGCUGCACAGAUUUAAGUGAAACUACCCCAUCCUUACCGCUGACUUUGAUCAGAGAGGGCCUGGAGGAGGCUUCCAGAGUUCUGGUAGCUUGCAACCACGUGCGUGCCAUAAAAUUGUUCAUCGAGAGCAUAAACUCCAGGUGCCAGUACGUAGCCCACGAGUGCUCCAAUUAUGCCAGCUUUCUCAGGGGCGAGUGUUUCUCAUGCAAAAGUAAUAAUAGUCUCAGUUGUGGUGUGAUGGGCUACCACGCUGACUCCAGUCCAGCUGUGGUCAGAAGACAGGCCAUGGGCCAAGACGUUCUGUCCCUGGUGGGCUCCAAGUUCUUUUUCACCACUGGCAAAGACGAUCCUUAUUGCAGAAGGCAUUAUAGGAUCACUAUAAAUCUUGCCCGGCCGCCGACUGCCGAGAGCUGGGUUCAAGGCUUCAUGAAAGUGACGUUCCACGCAGAAAACGGUAUAAUUCGCGACGUGGACCUCACUCCCAGCGGUUACAUGAAACUGGAACACGGGUCUACUGUGAGGAUGGUCGUGGCACAUCCCGCGGGCGCUACAGGAGAAAUCGGGAAGAUCCGACGCGUCGAACUCUCCUGGACUUACGACAUGGACGUUUUACAGCCGAGGUCCCUCUGCUUCUUCUGGUGCAACGAUCGACUUUACGUUAACAGCGUCACCGUCGACGUCAUGGAGCUUCCAGGAAGAGGAAAAAGGGAUACCGACUUUACUAGCAAGUUGUGUUCAGCGAGCAGGCAAGAAUACGCGGAGAUCGCCAGUGGUUCCACCGCGUCUUUCAUCGACAAUUGCUGACGGUACCUCCUGAUACCUAGAAAACGUGUGAUAGUCGUGAGCGGUGUCUCGUUCCUGUGAAAAGUGCCGAGCAAUUGAACUAAACAGUCGAUUGAACGAUUGAGUCGAGUGAACAAGCAGGCUUCGUUUGGGCAAAAGAUUUAUUUAAAAAAAAAAAAAAAGAAAACAAUCGCAUCCUCUGCUUAAUGUAACGCACAGUGGCAACUGAAAAGAGAACGAGGUGCAAAAAAAUAUAUAAACGGCACAUAUAUACUUAUAUCUGACGAAAGAAAAUGAAAAUGCGUCCGCGUUUAUCACAAACAGGAUUGAAAGUUACAAAUUUUCAAGCAUCGCGUGCAAUCCUCCCCUAGGAAGAAACGCGUUAAUGUAUUAUAUAUGUAAAAAAAAAAAAAGAAUGGUGACGCGUCAGCAGUAUUAAUUGAAACCGUCAAUUAAUUAAACUUUGUACAUCUUGUAUAUAUAUAUAUAUAUAAUAUAAAAUUGGGUAGACGUAGUUAACUAGAUUUUAUUAUAAUGCCUAGUGUUAGUAUAAAAAGCGAGUGUUCUUCUCUUGCUAACGCAAAAUAAACUUUUGGUUCAAGUCU